AUGUCCUCUGGGGCUUUGCGCUCUUUCCCGAAAACGAAGAACAACUUUGUUUGUUCCGGUGCCGAAAUCAUGUCCAAGAUCCUAUAUUAUCUGAAUCCGCCUGGCGAGAUGGCCACAGCAGCCCUUCAGAGUUCUAUUACCAUACCGCUCGUGAUGCCGAGGAUGAGCUCGGCAUUAUUGGCUAGAUCCCCCAAAGAUCGCCCUUGCAUUACACCAGAAUCAGCCGUCAAUCUCGGCCUAGUUGGACCUUUUGUCGAGACUCCAUAG
Penicillium verrucosum is the source of this 267-nucleotide messenger RNA. RefSeq lists its product as uncharacterized. NCBI's taxonomy places the organism in Eukaryota, Fungi, Ascomycota, Eurotiomycetes, Eurotiales, Aspergillaceae. Bases 1 to 267 code for a protein of 88 amino acids. The transcript is spliced from 2 exons. Gene Ontology annotation, molecular function: oleate hydratase activity; FAD binding. Gene Ontology annotation, biological process: fatty acid metabolic process. The record is from RefSeq and is a predicted model, not a curated record.